AUCACAUUUCUUAUAUCCCUGCAUAAAGAUAACCUUACCUCGGCCCCACAUCAAUUCACCAUAUAGACAUCACAAAUCAUCCCAUCUACCGAGUGCCUCAAACUCAUAAAAUAUGUAAAUAUGGAUUCAUCUGAGUCGAAAAAGGAAAAUGAUAAUGAUGAGAAGGUAAGGAGGUUUCUUGUCUUUUGCAUGUUUUGUGUUUGGCCAUCUGUUCUUUUUAUGUAAUUCUUUUGAGCUUCAUCAAUCUGGCUUCAAUAUCCCAUUUCUAUCACGAUAUCUAUGUAAUUUUUCCUGAUUGAUUGAUUGAUUGUUCGUUCGAUCAUUUUUGAUGAAUUGAAUCGGGCAUAAUGGUAUGCAUUCGCUUUAUAGAGAGACAAGUUUAGCUUACAAGAUUAUAGUCCGUCGUAUCAUCAUUCGCAUCAGUCUCUUCCCCUCACUCACCCACCUACCUAACCGGCCACAUACCCACCAAGUGGUACCACAUCCAACUGCGUACAAUCACUCUUCUCGCUCUUCCCGUUCUUUCCCUCAUCGGUGUAUUUGGAGCCUACAUCAUUGGAGGCCUUAACGGAACAUUUGAACACAUCACCAAUCUCGUUAGACAAGAAAACCCGCCCGCUGUUUUUCCAGAUGCUAAAUACUUGUUACUGAAAGAUUAUACGGGUAUUAAGGGUCUUGAUAAACAGCUGACUGUUCUGGUGACUUUCUUUGCGACUGUUGUCGAUAGAAGAAAUGUUGUGGUAUGGCUACAUUCAAUCUACGGAUUGGGACAGCUUGGUGCAGCAUGGACUCUACUGGUAAUGGAGAGUUUACGAAGUGGGAAUAAAGGGAGAGCUGUUAGUUUGUAUGCAGUCCUAAAGUUUCGUUUUAAGCUAUCCAUCCCAACCUCUUAUAAUCGCGAAGAAUGGCGAAGAAUACUCCAAUCGUGUCGGAUGAAAUCGUACAAUCAGAUUACGAGGAAAUUGCUGACCAGACAUAAAUAGUAUCGGGACGGUUGGAUUUAUUUUUCAAAACAUCACCUAUGCAAUCACAGUACCAAUCUAUCUAUUUAUCCACCUCUUAACGUCACCUGUCGCAAAGCCAUUUCCAGGAACCUAUGCGAAUAGUGUUCUUCUCAUUUCGCCCCUGGAUCUAAAGAUUCUACCACUCUCAAUCACCUUAACCUAUAUUGUCCCUACCUUUCUCAUGGGCCUUGACGCUCCCUCCAAAGUAUCAGGACCUGCGCAUCAGCAGCUGAUUGCUUUUUGGCAACCGUUUCCAAUCUGGACAGUCAUCAUUCAAUGGACUCUCCGUUCAACUUUCCAAUUCAUUGGAUCGAAAGUCUUCUCGAAAGAUCCAAAACAGCCGCUCACACCUCUAGGGACUUCCUAUCUCAGCAACGCCAAACAUGUCUACCGAUUCGUACUUACGUUCUGCGUAUUGACACACCUUCCUGUUCUUCUCGUAGCUCUCAUCCCCGCCUCAGUCAUCUCAGAUACUCUGCCCAAACUUGCUCCUUAUGCUAGUCUCAAUUUCUUCGACAUUUACGUUCCCUACUUUCCUUUUCCACUCUCACAGCGCGUCUCCAAUCUUGCAAGCGGCGCACACACGUUUCUUCAAUGGGAUUUGGCGACCGGGUCAACAGCACUCCUGUUGUGGGCUAUAUUGCUACAUAGAAAUGCUACUGCAGAAAAAUCAAUAGUAGAUCCUAACACUAGUCUCCCAUCUUAUCAGAUCCGGGAGAUGCUCGCCGGGAAGGGGAAUAGAGUAGGAGCGUCAAAGAGAAAACUGUUGGUCAAGAUCGGCAUGUGGAUGUUGGUAGCUGGUCCAAUUGGGGCGGUCACUGUCCUGUUAUGGGAGAGAGAUGAAAUCGUACGACAGAAGAUUAAGCAGGGUAUUUGAUUUGAGGUUGAUAGUGUUGAGGUCUUGGCUAUAUGGUGGGAUGUCUCGAGGUAAAGCCAAAUACGACGUGUAUGACACAAAAUGCAAGUUUUGGUAGUGGAGUUGGGUAAAAUGUUCUAUUAUGCAAUAUAUAAAAUAUAUUACUCUCUGCUUCACUCAUAUUUUUGACUUUCUUCCUUGUUUCAACUCUCAAAAUAUUUCGAGCACUCAGAUACAUCAAUUCACAGCAUCGACCGGGUAACAAUUGACAACACAACACAGGGCGCAAAUCCCCCACGCACAACCAUAGC
Sclerotinia trifoliorum is the source of this 2171-nucleotide messenger RNA. The record is from the annotation of a GenBank genome assembly. NCBI's taxonomy places the organism in Eukaryota, Fungi, Ascomycota, Leotiomycetes, Helotiales, Sclerotiniaceae.